This is a messenger RNA of Musa acuminata AAA Group (dessert banana), 1368 nucleotides long. RefSeq names its product transcriptional regulator STERILE APETALA-like. The transcript has 2 exons. The coding region runs from base 1 to 1368 and encodes 455 amino acids. Lineage: Eukaryota; Viridiplantae; Streptophyta; Magnoliopsida; Zingiberales; Musaceae. The record is from RefSeq and is a predicted model, not a curated record. Gene Ontology annotation, molecular function: protein binding.
AUGUCGACGUCGCCACCGAGUCUGCUGGGAGGUGGCGGAAGCGAGGGAGAGGUCGGAGAGGAAGCCGUGAGCCUCGGCAGCCGCCGCACUGGCGACACCUCGCUGUCGCUGCCGAGGCCCGCUGACGUGGUCUGGCCGGAGCACUUCGUCGAGGCCGUCGCCACCCAGGUCGCCGUCGACGCAGCGAGCUCAGCUGGGCCGUUGGCCGCCGCUCCUGCUGUUGUCGCUGUGUUCCAGGUCUGCUCGACGUGGAGAGCCGCUUCCCUUUCGGAGCUCCUGUGGCAAGAUCUCACCCGUCGCGUCUGGACCAGUCGGGAUCGCUCGCCCCCGUCGUGGCGCGAUGAGUUCGUCCGCCUCCACCGCACUGCCGCCAACUUCCGUGCCCGUCGCUAUGCCUACUCUCACCUGCUGCCAUCGUCCCCUGUCGCCCUCUCCUGCCGCCGCCUUGCCCUCUCGGAUGACCACCUCGCCGCCGGCUUCCUCAACGGUUCGGUUUGCCUGUUCGAUCUCCCAGCUGGACAGCUGCUCGCCACCUACUGGGCCAACCCUCACCUCGACCGCCUCGGUCGCUUCUCCCGGGCCAUCUCAGGCAUCGUCCUCGCCGAACCCGACGAACGCCUCGCCUUCGCUUCCCAGGAUGGAGACGUCCAUGUGGUGAGACUCAGCAUCGCUGGCUCCGUCCAACGGGCCCAUGUCGGGAACCUUAUGGAGGAUGGAACGCUGGUCGACUUCACCGGAAACGGUCGGUGGUGGGUGGGCUUGUUCGCAGGCGUUCCCGGCCGGUCCUGGCGCGUCUGGGACGCCGCCACCGAGCAGCUGGUCUACGUGGGUGGCACCUUGACGGACCCCGACGCAGUCUUGGGAUGGCACAUGCUCAUUGACUUGUCCAGUCCGUUGGUCGGCCGCGUGAGGAUCGUGGAGCCAGGGUUUGCGGUCGGAUUCACCGAUUCAAUCAUGGAGGUCGUGGAUCUCAAUGACACUGGAGCAAUGGUAAUCCGGCUUGAGCUCCCGCACGGCGCAGUCGUGGACUCAGUGGACGCAUGCGAGGACCGGGUGAUCGUAGUGGACUCGCGGGGCCUGGCCAUGGUGCACUGGGUGCCUGCACUGCAGGAGAUAUGCAGGUUUAGCACGUUGAGGAGGGCGGAGGACCAGCAUGAGCUGGGGGAGAUGAGCGUGUGCAUGAACAGGAAUUAUGCAGUGGUGCACUCUGCCGAUCGAAUCCGGAUGUGGGAUGCGACGACCGGCGAGUACUUGUACAGCUUCAGGGAGCGGAUAGGAGAGGCGGUCGUGGUGGCUGCCAGUGACCGCUACGUCGCCGCUUGGGCCACCGAUACCGGGUUGCACUUGUGGGAUUUUGGAGACAUGUAA